Messenger RNA from Penicillium arizonense, 933 nucleotides. Its product is annotated as dihydrodipicolinate synthase family protein. The transcript is spliced from 2 exons. Lineage: Eukaryota; Fungi; Ascomycota; Eurotiomycetes; Eurotiales; Aspergillaceae. Gene Ontology annotation, molecular function: 4-hydroxy-tetrahydrodipicolinate synthase activity. The record is from RefSeq and is a predicted model, not a curated record. The coding region runs from base 1 to 933 and encodes 310 amino acids.
AUGGCACCAGCAAAGCCCAACUUCGGCGUCUAUACGCCACUAGUAACCUUCUUCGAGGAGGACGAGUCCCUCGAUCUCCAAAGCACUUUGGCUCAUGCAAAGCGCAUGGCCGAAGGCGGGGUCGCUGGGAUUGUGCUUCAGGGAAGCAAUGGAGAGGCUCCUCAUCUGGAUCAUAGCGAGCGCAAGACUCUGGUGCGCGCUGUCCGCGACCACCUUGACCAUCUGGGCUAUACAGGAUUGCAGUUGAUUGUCGGUUGCGGCGCACCUAGUGUGCGGGAAACGCUAUCCUAUAUCUCAGAGGCUAAAGCUUCCGGUGCCAAUUUCGCUCUCGUGUUGCCACCGGCAUACUGGGUUGCAGCCAUGAAUGCAUCCGUUAUUGAAGGCUUCUUCCAUGAUGUGGCAACUCAAUCCGAGCUUCCUAUUCUCAUAUACAACUUCCCUGGCGUGACGGGAGGUAUCGACAUCAGUUCCGACUCCAUCAUCCGCCUAGCCGAGUCCAAUCCAAAUGUUGUCGGGUGCAAGCUCACCUGCGGCAAUGUUGGAAAGCUCCAACGUGUCUCAUCAGCACUUUCAGGGACAUCAUUUGCUGCUUUUGGUGGAAAGUCCGACUUUUUCCUACCCGCGCUCGUCGCUGGAUCGAACGGGAUUAUUGCCGCACUCGCCAAUAUUGUACCCAAGCUGCAUGUGGAGGUGCUGCGGUACUAUGAGAAGGGCGAGCUUCAGGCAGCACAACAGCUUCAGUCCAAGCUCAGUCAUGCAGACUGGGCCCUCACCAAGGUGGGCAUUGCGGGUGUCAAAGCUAUCGUGUCCCAUCAUUUCGGAUACGGUACGGGCCGGGGACGCAGACCACUAGGGAACACAACAAUCUCGACUUUGAGCCAAGGAAUUGUGGCUCCGAUAAGUGAGGUGGUUGAUCUGGAGAAACGUUUGUAA